Molecule: messenger RNA, 513 nt
Organism: Camellia sinensis
Lineage: Eukaryota; Viridiplantae; Streptophyta; Magnoliopsida; Ericales; Theaceae
Source: RefSeq, a predicted model, not a curated record
AUGAUGAGUCUUUACCACACCCACAUGCUCCCCCUAAACCAAUGUGGCUCAUGCCUAGUCCAGACCAUCAGCGCACCACUCCCUAUAGUCUGGUCUAUGCUCUAUAGGUUCGACAACCCACGAGCCUACAAGCAAUUUAUCAAGAGCUGCACCAUGCAUUCCGGCGAUGACGGCGUCGGGAGCAUUCAUGAGGUGAUGGUGGUGUCAGGAUUGCCCACCGAGACAAUCACCAAGAGGCUCGAUGAGCUCGACGAUGAUCGACAUAACAUGGUGUUUAGUAUUAUUGGAGGUGAUCAUAGGCUUGUGAAUUAUCAAUCAACCACCACUUUGCAUGAAGAUGAGAGAGAGGGUGGUGGCGGCGGAGGUAGGAAGACCGUAGUGAUUGAGUCUUUCAUGGUGGAUAUUUCGGCGGGCAGUAGUAAAGAGGAUACUUGUUUGUUUGUUGAUAUUAUUAUUGGGUGUAAUCUUAAGUCUUUGGCUAGUAUUAGUGAGAAGUUGGCUUCUAUGUCUUAA